AUGAGCGCAUUGUACAUGGCACCCCCAGUGAUUCUCCUCAGCAGUCAACUUCUAGAUGCCGCAGCGCAUGCGUCGGUCCUUAACCGUACAAACAGCCUCCCAUUGAGAGAUCAUGGCGGCCCUUUCCUUGAUGCGCAGCCAGUCAGGGCUGAGCCUACUCCGCUAUCUAGCCGUUUCGAGGCCCUUACAGAAAUGCUCCAAAUGAAUGACCCCGUACUGGAUGGCAUUAUUGCUGAACCGAGGUCACAGUUUACUACUUCGACUCAUGUAGACAACCCUGACCGACCCAUCACUCGCAACUUUGCCCAGGGAUCCGGUACGCAUCAAACUGCACAAUUGAUUCACGAAGUCCCAACGAUAUUUCCUGCUCCGCAGAUAGCCUUAGGUCGGUAUGCUCCCAUAAACCACGUAAAGCUAGCCAAUAAUCGGUAUGACAUAGGAGCCCAGAUUGUUCCGCACUUUACCCAUCCUACAGUUGCCGAAUACCAGAGGAGCUCAUUACAGCAGUCAAUAAACGGCUUUGGACUACCUGGAUGGAAGCUUCCGUCCAGUGACUCUUUAACCAGAUUCUUAGCGGGAUAUUUCACGGGGUUCUAUCCAUAUGCACCCUUCACUCAUGCGCCAACUUUCAGGUUUGACGCAUGCUCACCGGAACUUCUUUUAGCUAUGUUUGCCAUUGGAGCAGCUAAUCGCUUCGAAUAUAAUUCUGCAAUUAAUAUGUUCUAUGUCUCGAAGGCAAUACUACUGGAGCGCCAGCACCAAAGGGAACGCGGUAUGCUUGAACGGCUAAUGAACCACGGAACGAGCGAUGAUUUCGUAGAACGAGAUUAUAUGGACGAGGUCCGGUGCUUGCUCUGUCUCAUGAGUAUUGCGACGUGGGAUAAGGACUUGAAUCUCAGAAACGAAUCACUUGUGUUACGUGGCCAGCUCGCUCAUGCCUUGAGACUAAGUGGACUUGAAGAACCAUCGGAAGUAAUCGAUAUUCAUUGGGAAAACUGGGCUCGCCUAGAAUCCGAAAGACGUGCAAAGCUAUUUGCAUUCUGUUUUCUCAACGUCCAGAGUAUCGCGUAUAACCUUUCACCGGUCAUCUGGAGUCAUGAAAUCAAGCUGCGCCUGCCUUGCUCUUGUCCUGAAUGGACGGCACUGGACGCAGGAACUUGGGCUUUGCUGAGACAAAAUACGCCGAUUACACAAAAUCACUUCCACGCAGCUUUAAAGGAUCUGCUAUCCCCUUCUCCUUGUAAUAUCAAGGAGCUCAACCCGACGCCCGUUGCUAAUUAUACAUUGCUGCAUGGUCUCAUACAAAGCAUUGUGUGGGUCCAGAUCUUCCCCAAAGAUCUAGGGGCUGAUCCAGCUUCGGACAGCCGAGUGCUCUUCCGUAACGCCUUGCACAAAUGGACAAUAUACUGGCAACGGACUCCAGAAUCCAAUCUGGAGCCAUUCGACCCCAACGGGCCAUUGCCCUUCAUGUCCAGCGCUUGGCUCAGUUUUGCUUACAUUCGGAACUGUUCUCAAUUCUCUAACUGUCAUUCUCGGGAGAUAUUCUCGUGGAAUGUUGCUUCUAUCGCCCGUGCUCUUCGUGCCUCGCCAUCUGCAAACCACGAAUGGGAUGAACUGCUGGCAGCCCAUCAUGCGACUCAAUUUAUGGACCACGAACGUAUGCUCCUUGAAUGGACUCGAGAUAUCGUCCACGACGGCUCUAUAUCUAUCAACGGCGUCGACUCGGACAUCUCCUCAAGUCGGCCGCAGGAUUUAGUCAACUGCACUAUCGAGGUUUGGUGUCAUCAUGCAGGGCGACUCUCCCUGGCCAUUUAUUAG
Aspergillus pseudonomiae is the source of this 1818-nucleotide messenger RNA. RefSeq lists its product as uncharacterized. The record is from RefSeq and is a predicted model, not a curated record. The transcript has 6 exons. Bases 1 to 1818 code for a protein of 605 amino acids. Gene Ontology annotation, molecular function: RNA polymerase II cis-regulatory region sequence-specific DNA binding; DNA-binding transcription factor activity, RNA polymerase II-specific; zinc ion binding. Gene Ontology annotation, biological process: DNA-templated transcription; regulation of transcription by RNA polymerase II. Gene Ontology annotation, cellular component: chromatin. Lineage: Eukaryota; Fungi; Ascomycota; Eurotiomycetes; Eurotiales; Aspergillaceae.